Exaiptasia diaphana is the source of this 1710-nucleotide messenger RNA. RefSeq names its product target of rapamycin complex subunit lst8. The record is from RefSeq and is a predicted model, not a curated record. Gene Ontology annotation, molecular function: protein binding. Gene Ontology annotation, cellular component: TORC2 complex; TORC1 complex. The transcript is spliced from 10 exons. Lineage: Eukaryota; Metazoa; Cnidaria; Anthozoa; Actiniaria; Aiptasiidae. Gene Ontology annotation, biological process: regulation of actin cytoskeleton organization; TOR signaling. Bases 81 to 1034 code for a protein of 317 amino acids.
UAAGUUCAAACAUGGCGGCCGGUUAACAGGGUGUUUUUCUUUAGUUUAUACGGCGUAAUUGUCUUCAUUUGGCAGUAAUAAUGACGGCUAAUAAUGGACAAAGCGAGCCUGUUAUCUUGGCUACUGCAGGGUACGAUCAUACCAUACGAUUCUGGCAAGCACAUAGUGGAAUAUGUUGUCGAACCGCUCAGCACCCCGACUCGCAGGUAAAUGCUAUGGAAAUCACACCAGACAGACAACUACUGGCUGCAGCAGGGUACCAGCAUAUCAGAAUGUAUGAUAUUAAUUCCUCGCAUGCUAAUCCAGUAGUAAAUUAUGAUGGUGUAUCUAAGAAUGUUACAGCCGUUGGUUUCCAUGAGGACGGGAAAUGGAUGUUUACUGGCGGAGAGGAUGCAUCAGCUAGGAUUUGGGAUCUACGGUCAAGAAACCUUCAAUGUCAAAGAGUAUUUCAAGUUAAUGCUGCAGUAAAUUGUGUGUGUCUUCAUCCUAACCAGGGUGAACUUAUUGUUGGUGACCAGAGUGGUGCAAUUCAUAUGUGGGAUUUAAGAACAGAUCAUAAUGAACAACUGAUUCCAGAUGAAAGUGCUUCUGUACUGUCUAUUAGUAUUGAUAGAGAAGCUACAUACAUGGCAGCUGUCAACAAUAAGGGGAAGUGUUAUGUGUGGAGCCUGUCUGGGGGAACCAAUCAAGAUCCUACAGUAUUACAUCCAAAAACCAAAAUAGAUGCUCACAAGAAAUACUCCCUUAAAUGUCAAUUCAGUCCAGAUUCAUGUUUGCUUGCAACAGCGUCAGGGGAUCAGACUGUAAAAAUAUGGCAAACAGCUGACUUUUCAUUGAAGUCAACCUUAAAAGAUCCUACYCAGAGAUGGGUGUGGGACUGUGCUUUCUCUGAAGACUCUCAAUACCUUGUCACCGCAUCAUCUGAUAGCAUUGCWCGUCUAUGGAAUGUCGAUGAAGCUGAGGUUGUGCGGGAGUACAAAGGACACCAGAAAGCUGUUGUAGCCCUUGCAUUCAGAGAUGCACAAGUAAACUGAAAUCACUAUGUAAAGAAGAACAUUGAAGUGUCUGUUGAAUGAGAAACUAUUUUGAUUGCCUGCACAGACAACCAGUGCAGUCUCUUUUUGAUGAAGAGGAGUCAGUCAGGAAGAGUGUAGGAAUUGACAAUUUCCAAGAAAUUUGGAUCUUCCAAAAACUGCGCAGAUGCACAUUUUUUGACCCCAAAUGACUUGCUUUCGUGUGCGCACCUGCUAUUUUUGACAGCAAGCGUUGAAGCCUUUCUGUUAUCUCAAAUGAAGAUAUUUGCACAUGUACAAAAUGCAAUGAAUCAAGAAAUUCGUGAACCUGUAAUAUACCAUGAGCCUCAUAGUGCAUGAAGAUAACGCAUUUUGAGGUGUAUUUUGUUUUACAGUCUUGUAGCUGCUGGAAUGCACAUGCUUAAUUUGUGAAACAAUAAAUGUGACUUGAUUUUGAUAUUUAGGUGUUUUAAAACAUCUAUUUUAUGCAAUUUACUCACUUGAUUCUUGUCAACUGGUAUUAACUUUUCUGUUAGUGGUACAUUAAGUAUCUUAAAUUUUAAAUUCAUGAUAAAAAAUGUGUAAAGAAAUUAUUGCAUACAUAAUGAAAUGAACAUUAAAAAAAACACUAAAUGGGUACAAGUAAGAAUUUAUGAAAUGAUUUGUCAUAUUUGGUGAAAUAAAAAUAUGAAAUCAC